Molecule: messenger RNA, 5291 nt
Organism: Syngnathoides biaculeatus (alligator pipefish)
Lineage: Eukaryota; Metazoa; Chordata; Actinopteri; Syngnathiformes; Syngnathidae
Exons: 24
Coding region: 1-3420 (1139 amino acids)
Cellular component (GO): myosin complex
Source: RefSeq, a predicted model, not a curated record
AUGUGCUCGCAAUGCGCUCCUGCCCACUCAUCCCAGCACACUUUGCUGCGCGCGUCCAGUCUUCCUGCACCCGAAGUUGAGCAACAUUUACUGAGCAUGCGUCGCCUGUCAGUGUGCAGAAGAGCACCACAGAGAGCUCUCCGACAGGGUUCAGUGUACCAAAAGAACAGAGGGGAUUUCCCAGCUUCUCUCAGCAAACUGCAGCAGCUAAUUCAAGACCAGGUGCAAAUUCUCCAUUCUGAUAUCGCAGGGGACCAAGAGGGUGUGGUGUUUGCGGAGGACACUGGAGGAGGACUGUGGUGGUUUGCUGUCUUGAGCAAGAAGUUGAUCUUUCACCUCCAGGAGCUGCAGAUAGAGACGGAACACGAGCUCAACAACACUCAGACACAACAACUCCACAUUGAAGGCCGUCUGCAGCAGCUGACAUCGGAGUUGUUUGCGCUGCGAGAGAAGAAGGAGCAAAUCCAGCAAGAAUUCACAAGUAACCCCACCCUUCACACAUCAACCUUGCAGUUGCGGGCUUGUCGGGCCCUUCAGGCCUCUAUUGCUGAGGGUCUGGUCCAGUCAGAGAGGCUUGUGUUCCAAAAGGAGGCACUGAGCACGCUCCGUAGCCUUCUUACACAAGACCUGCACAGAUACUGGGAAGAGACGCAAAGACUAGUUUGUUUCGUACAGAGAAUUCUCAAACACAGCCGAGAAGAGGAAGAGGAGACUUCCACCAACAGCCCCAGUGGCCACAGCAUGCAAGAAAAGAACGAGACAAACAAUAUGCAUACACCUGCGCCUCCAUCCCAAUCCCCACUUACAACCAACAAAGAAGAAGACGUACAGAACUGGAGAGCCAGUCAGAGGAAAACAGGCCUCUCAAAUCUGCAACGAGCCAGCAGCGUCAAAGACCUUAUCAGUAAAUUCUCUGGUCCAGAGCAUGACUUAUAUCUUGGGUCUUCUCUGGGUCUUUUUUCAGCCGCAGGGAGAGGUCCAAAGUUCAUUUCCUUUGAGACUGUUUUGCCUCCUAAGUCCAAGUUGCGUUCGACCGUUAUCGGUCCAUACGACAGUCCACUUCCGAGCAUCUAUGUGACGCCUCCGUUCAGGGAGGAAAUUCGGCGAGCUGCUGAAUUCGCUCCAAGAGAUGCGGGAAUUAGCCAGAUAACUGCAAGAGCUGAUUGUCCAGUAAGAGCGAGGAGUCAAAAGACUGAUUCAAACAAAUCAACAGACUCUGGUAGAGAUUCGGUGGCAGACUCUGGCGUGGGAUCGGAGCCUGAAAGCGAAUCGAAUAAGCAAACAGACAGCCUGUCAGAGGAGGAGCCCUCCACUCCCCGAGUCGUGCCGCCCAGCCCCAAAUAUCAGCUGUUCCUCAACAAUGAUCUGAAGACCAACGGCUUGAGUGGAAAGGAUGCAGAUGGUCCGGGAGGCGGAGGGUCGCCGGGGGAGAACGGCCCCAGGCUGUCCCGGUGGGAGACCACUCAGACAGGGCUCAACAACUUCCAAGGGUCCAUGGAGUCAGUCGCCUCGCGGGACUUAGAAACUGAUCGGACCAUCUUUGCUGAAAGCCCUCGAGUGUUCAACAGUCCCUACACCAUGAAUAUAAACACAUCUUCUGAUUACAACCCGAUAUACCGGACAAAUGAGUUUAAGAGUGGAAUUUCGCCUGCCACCUCAGAGUUGAACCUGCACACCUUCAACAGCCGCAGCAGCAGUCCCGUGCCUAUGAGCGGGCCCUCUCUCAUGCCCACACGCAUAAGAUAUUCUGCCUACGAUUCUCUGUUAAAAAGGAGAAACGACGUUCCCAACCCUGUGAUAUCAACCCACUACAACAUGCGUUCUGCCACACUGGGGGGCCUCAGUAGAAAAGACUUUAUUGAGGAAUUGACCUUACAGUUGGAUAACUGUCAGAAGCGUAACCAGUUUCUGGAGGCCGAGAGUGUGGAAAUGGAAAAAGAGAGAAACCAGAUCAGGUUUGAAAUGAGGAGCCUAUUGGUGAACAACGAAGACCUGCUGAGGACCAACACUCAGCUGUCCAAUGAGAUGAAGAGAAUGAGAGAGCAAAUGAUCGAGAUGGAGAGAACAAAUCAGAACUUGGCAGAGAAGCAGAGAGAGAUGGAGAUUGAGGUGAAGCAGGCCCGUGACAUGAUGGUGGAGGCCAACACUCAGGAGUACGCCUUCGGUUUCCUCCAGCAGUCUCUUAAAAACAAGAUCCAGGAUGCGGAGGACUCCCUUGAGAAGCAGACGCUGCACUCUCAGAAUCUGGCAGAGAAGUUAUGGCUGGCAGAGAGACAGCUGGAGGAGCUGGAGGUGGACAAGGACAGCAAAAGCAAGAAGACCUCUGAACUCAGCGACACUGUCCUAAGACUGGAGACAGAGCUGGCCGACGCCUUGCAGAUGUCCUCGCAGUCUUCUGCAGAGUUUAACCUUCAGCAGAAAUUGCGUCAGGAUGCGCAGCUGAGGAUGGAGGAGCUGGAGGAGACUCUGCUGGAGAAGGAUCAGGAACUUCAGAGACAUCAGGCACUCAUCAUCAGACUGCAGGGAGAUGUGUCCGGUAAGCUGAUAGACAAGGAGCAAACGUUGGAGGAGGAGAUCCAGCUGAGAGAGAGACUCCAGCUCCAGUGCAAGCAGGCGGAGAGGACCGUGGAUGACCUCCAAAUGGAGCUGCAGACCACCAUCCAGGCCAAAGACGACCUGGCCAAACAACUCAAGCAGGCUCAGGAGAAAAUGAUUGACCUUGAGUCUGAUGUGGAGGAGCUGCACGAUAGUGAGCAGAGAUGGGCCGCCAAGCACAAGAGAAAUAUCGAACAGACUGAGCAGCUGCAGAUGAAGCUCAUCCAGGAGAAAGAUCUGAACGACCAACUUGAAACUGAGAAGGCCAUCAUGGAGAGACAGUAUCGGGACACUGCGUGUGGGAGAGAGACGAAACUUCAGAGCAGCAAACCUUUAGAGGACGUCAUCUCCAAGACGGAGAGCCGUGUCAAAGAGCUGGAAAACCUUCUGAGAACUGAGGAGAGGAACAAAGCCGUUCUUUCGAACACAAUCGGUAAACUGGAGAGGAAGAUCAACGAGCUGAACGAUCAGAUGGAGGAAGAGCACAGGAUAGCUGCUGAGCAGAAAGACUUGAUGGCGCAGAGAAUCCGCUCGCUGAAGCGUCAGCUGAACGAGGCCGAGGAGGAGGCGAGCAGGAGAGACGCUCAACUCCGUCACACUCAACGGGAGCUGGCCGAGGAGCGGGAGUCCAACGGGCGCCUUCAGAGGCAGCUGCUCGACCAACACUUGCAAACAAAGCGUAAGGAGACUCUGACAAUCCGGCAGACUCUUGAUAACCUGCGGCUGGACCUCAGCAUUGAUGAUGAAGAUGAACUCCUGCCUCAAAAAAAAGAAGUGAAAGAGGAGAAAGUGCCGGAGCAGAUCAGUAAGGUCACUGAGGUUUAGAAAUCCAUCGUCACUUUGUCAGAAAGGAGGAAGAAGGAUCCCGAUAGGCCUGCACGACCAGCAGCUUUCGACGUGUAUCACAAUCACAACAUAGUUCCAUGGGAUCGAGUUUAGUUGUGUUCUUGGGGGCCAAAUUCUAUGCCACAUCUUUGCGAGCAUUUGUGCGCGUUUCUUAUCAGUCUAAAAGACAAAACAGCACAGAUAUUUUGUCCAUACGUAUUAGCAUUAUUUGGAAACAUGCUUCAACUCUACCACAGCAUGUGUGACCUUCUUACUGACUAGUACCUGAGAAACAAAUUGUUUCUAACUUAUGAAUAAUGCCAGGUCUUCAAAAUAUUGAAUAUCUCUUGAAAAUAUAUAUAUCAGUAAUAACUAGAUAAUCUUGGACAAAAUUAAACUUCAUUAGGUAACGUUGCAUCACAAACUCUGCCUUUAACGAAGACAACUGUCAUUUAAUAGUAGCAGUUUUGCAUUGGUCUUAAUUUGUGGUCGACUCUUCUAAUGGUGACAAACUGAGCAGAGCUGAUUAAUCCCCCACCAACACACCCACCCCCACCCCAUGCAGUUCUUUGAAAUUAUUACAUUGUGCAAGCAUCCCUAAUGUGAUCUGCCAGUGAGUGUGGCAUCAAUUUUACCCCCCAAGUAUGAACAGAUUAUAUCCGUCAAAAAGAUAUUUAUGUUAUUUAGCGCUACAUUUGCGUGUUUAAGUUGACUUGCGAGGUUAAUUAACAGGGAAGGGAACGUGUGUACAAAUAAGUACCGACGCAAUAAUAUUCUUAGAACUUCAAAAGAAUUUGUCUAAUAUAUUUAUUACUGUUCUGAUUGCCAAACUCACUGUUCAGUUUUAAAUGUGCCUUAACAAGUACAAACUCGCUAUUAAAUUUUUUUAAGGAGGUGUUUUAUACUUCAUGCCGUUGUACAGAAAGGUUAUCAAAUUCGAGAAUAAUUAGGGUUUAUUUUACCAGGUUUUGCGAUCAUUUAUGCAUAAAAAUAAUGGGUUCAGUAUAAAAAUGAUUCAUUUUGAUUUUAUGGAGGUUUGCAGACAAUCUUUAAGGAGGGUUUUUCAUGUUAAAAUGUGUUUUUAUUUUUAUUUUUUGGCAGGGGGGGGGUCAUUAUGAUUUUACUGUUUGUUACUAUAUUAAAGGGAAAUGACAAAACUGUGUAAAAGUGCAGAGCGUGGGAGUCACAACAACUUUUGCAAAUGUAUUUAAAUUAAUAAACGAAGUUGCGUUGCUAAUCACUGAGUGGGCAAAACAGGUUUGUCAAGAAUGAAAAAUAUACUUCUAAAGCUCCGUCUCUAGAAUUUAGGCUGGUAUAUACUACUGAAUGAAAAAAAAAUGUUAAUGAGCCUGAUGUGCUCAUUGUUUUUUUUUUCAACAUCCACACUGUAACCCGAAGUUUUAAAAUGCAAUUAAUGUGGAAAAAAUAAAUACUAGGCCUGCAUAAAUUGAAUCUUGGAAAAAUUAGGCUUCUUUUAUUUUGGUCUUCACAAUCGCAUUUGGUGUUCUUUGAUACUUCAUCUCAGUGCCUCUUUUGGUCUCAGAGAAUAAAUGAGCUAUUUUAUAUAUACAGUAUAAAGUUUAUUGUAAGGCUAAUAUUCAGAUAAAGCAAGGAUUAUACCAUCUAGUUUGUUUACAUUUGUUGGUGUAUUUACUUUCUGUGCUGUUUGGAGUCAAAUUUGAUUUAUUCCCUUGCUGACUUGUCUUAUUGCUGUUCUUUCUGUGUUCAAGAAAAGAAGCUACAAUAAUUAUUUCCAACAAAUUAAAAGAUCCUGUAGUUUAUUUUCCAUUUCAUUAAACAUUUGUACUAGUUAUGCUGCUCAUCUUAGAUAUUUAUUGUUGUUUUUCCCACAUUCCCUGUCUUUGGUGAGA